Messenger RNA from Phaeoacremonium minimum UCRPA7, 564 nucleotides. RefSeq names its product putative ncs1 allantoate transporter protein. The coding region runs from base 1 to 564 and encodes 187 amino acids. The record is from RefSeq and is a predicted model, not a curated record. Gene Ontology annotation, cellular component: plasma membrane. Gene Ontology annotation, molecular function: nucleobase transmembrane transporter activity. NCBI's taxonomy places the organism in Eukaryota, Fungi, Ascomycota, Sordariomycetes, Togniniales, Togniniaceae. Gene Ontology annotation, biological process: nucleobase transport; transmembrane transport. The transcript is spliced from 4 exons.
AUGGAUAUGGCUGGUUUAUAUCCAAGAUACAUCAACAUCCGCCGUGGCGGUUAUAUCAUGGCUUGCAUUGGAAUUGCUACGCAGCCAUGGCAACUUCUGAGCACAGCUACAAAGUUCUUGUCGGUGUUAAGUGGGUUUGGCGUGUUCAUGGCCCCGGCAACUGGAGUGAUGCUUGCCGAUUACCACGUUGUCCGACAACACAAACUGAAAUUAAACGAACUGUAUGUCGGCAAUAGCAGUUCUAUCUACUGGUUCAGAUCUGGCUUCAACUGGAGGGCAUUCGCAGCAUUCACUGCCGGCAUGUGGCCACUAUUACCGGGCCUUGUUGCCACAGUCAAUGCCUAUACUGAUGCUAAGUGGACGGGCUGGAUCCGGCUCUACAACUUGACGUUUCUUGUUGGAGUUGCCAUUAGCUUCUCCGUUUUCAUUGGAUUAUGCUACUUGUUCCCUGUUCCUGGACUGGGAUUAGAGACGCCUUUUGUCGAAGAUGAGGUCAUCGAUGGUCAGUCGACUCCUCUCGAUACAGACUCCAAAGUGGAAGAGCAAGCAACAGGUAAAGUUUGA